GUGAAGCGGGCAUUGUUUGUUUAGAGUACUGUAUUUUUAAGACUUAAUUGUUGUUUUAGGCUUUCCUUUCCUGAACAUAUACGUUCAAGACGUUUAUUUAUUUCUCUAUUUUUUAUUUUUAUUUUAUUUAUUUAGAAAACUCGAGUUUUCCCGCACCAACUCAACUUUGUAAGUGUGCCAAUGUCUGGGUUCGAGUUAAUCCCGGUGCACGGUGGCAAUGCCAUCCACCUGCCUGUGGGGGAGACCAUACUGGGCCGGGGUCCUUUCCUCCAAGUGAGUGACAAGCGAGUGUCCAGACAUCACGGCCUGUUAGACAACCAAGAUGGACGACUGCGCCUCAAACCGACACACUUGAACCCGUGCUUCAAGCAAUCGUCCCUCACUGACGAACCCCAACCCUUAGAAAAGGACGUCUGGUGCCCCCUUGACCACGGUGAUGUCAUUUCAUUGCUACCAGGACAGCUCAUGUUUCGAGUGGUAGCAGUGGGCGGCGGGACAGUCAACAGCCCUUUCAGGGAAAACGCCGUGUGUGACAACCACUCAUUUCCUGAUUCACCCCAGAGAACCGCUCCUCUUUCUCCUGGUUGUCAUGGCGCCCAGCCAGAGGCAUCCAACCAGGAGGCGUUUUUAGCCGGGGAAACGUUAAGCAAGGGAGUGGAGGCCAGUGGGCAUGUGGCCGCCUCGCCUUCUCCUCGCAAGAAACGACUUUUGCCUUCGUGGAUGAUGGAGGCUGUCAACCGCUCUCCCUCUCAUGCCACUGGCACAACUGUGAGCCGGAAAGCUGGCAAGCAAAGGCAACAAACAGAGCUCAACAACGACGAGGAGAAGACAGAAGUGAAAAGGAGCAGGAAAGGAGGACGUGCAAACGUGGAAUCGUCGCACCAGCCGCUCGCCAAAUUGGAUAUGGACAACAACCAACUGCAGGGAGUUGACAGCAUCGCCAUGGAGACUGAGCAGGAGACCCAUGACUGGCGAGACAUUCCAACAGAGACAAGGCGAGACUUUCCAACAGAGACUAGUCAUGUCACAGCUGGGACAAGUAAUAUCGCCGUUGGGACGAGUGAUGUCGCUACUGGGACGUGUGGUGCCACGGCAAGCGGUCACCAAAACACAGGCGCAGAGGCCCAAAUAACGGACAAGCCCACUUCCAGAGUGCGAACUGCGUGCCCAUAUGGGAAAGACUGUUACAGGAAAAACCCUCGCCACUUCCAGGAGUGCAGCCAUCCCGGCGACUCGGACUAUGAGGAAGAGGAGAAACCGGAAGAAGGAGAGCGACCCGAGUGUCCGUACGGCACCAACUGCUACAGGAAGAAUCCUCUUCAUCGUAAAGAAUACAAACAUACCGAGAGAACAGCUCGCAGAGGGCCAGCUGCCGUCAAAGCGAGGGCAGUGCCCACAGUGGCUUCAGAUCGGGACUCGGGCGACAGCUUCAUCGACGAUGAGAGCGACAACGUAGAGGCCGAUUCCGAUUACGUCCCUCCGGCCGACUCAGACUAAAACUCUCCGUCCAAUUCUUGACUGCACCUCGAAACCUAUGUUGGGGAUGUGAAACGACUGCAGAGAUAAAUCCCGAGAGGUGUUGCACAAAACCAGGAUAAGAGAUUAAGCCUGUAAAUAUGGGUAAUUCAGGAUUUUUUUUGUAGCAGCCUUUACUUUUGCUUUUGGCAAAUACUGGCUUUCAGUUCUUAAUAUUGUUGAAGAAACAGCUCUUGCUCCGUAGGAGUAAAUGAAUACGUGCAUGUGUUGUCCAUUGUUCCAGCGGUGAGUCUGUGAUAGAUUUCGUGGACUUGCUGAUAAUGCUGUGCCCGUGCGUUUAUCCUAAUCAUCCACGCCUGGAUUGAAUUAAUUGCAUCUCUUAAUCCUGGCACAGCAAAUGUGCAACCAAUUCAUCCAAGAAAGUGGCAGUCAAGUCAUGGCUUCAUGAUGAUCCUUUUAAAGGGAUCCACGGAUAGAAAGGCUUAUAGUUCUUAAAAAAUAAACGUUAUUAUGAAUUUCAAUAAUUUGAUAUUGAAACCCCUCUUGAUGUUUUCGUUUUUAUACAAUUUGUAAAAUUAGUUUCACUUGUAGGUCGCCAUUGUUGUUGCCGUGCAGGGCAGUGACGUCACAUGGUUACCCUGCCAAGCUUCCAGAGUAUGACUCUAGCGACAUAAAAAUGUCAUCUAUUCAACCCUUUCAAUUUGAACCCGAGAGGAAAAUUAAUGAGCAUGACAGCACUGUCGAUAUUUCACAAAACGAGCAGCAAAAGCAAAAUGAAUGAAUGGAGAGACGGGAUGAGACGAGAUAAGAGUAUGACACAACCGGUCUUCUGCCAAAAUGUGCUACACCGGCGAAACGUUCCACAAGAGGCGAAUUUGACACCCAAAGUACUACCGUGCGCUUUCCGCUUGUUGUGUUUGGAUGCAUACAGACAGAAAAUACUAAAGAUUCCUUAAGGAAAUAUUUAAACGUAGUAAUAUCAAUUAAGAUGGGUUUAAAUAUGCUACGUUGAUCAACAACCAGCUUUAAAGCUAUUACAGUUGUGGUCAAAAGUUUACAUACACUUGUGAGGAACAUAAAGUAAUGGCUCUCUUUAGUUUCCAGUUAUUUCUACAACUCUGAUUUUUCUCCAAUAGAGUGAUUGGAACAGAUACUUCUUUGUCACAAAAAACAUUCAUGAAGUUUGGUUCUUUUAUGACUUUAUUAUGGGUUAACAAGUAUCUUAGGGCAUAGACUUCACAAUCAGUUGACGGGAAACGGAGCACGGCGCUAUUCUGUAGGGGCACUAUUUUCCAAAACUUAAAAUUCAAAUAUUUUCAAAACCAAUGCCGCUAGCGCCGUAAAACCGAAACAGGCCCCUCCCUUGGGCAUAUAUGAGUCUCCAUGAGUAGCGGCAUAAAAAAAUUCAAAGUCAUUCCCUAAUAGAAUCCCAAUUAUUUUUUAUAUAAUUAUAACAAAAUAUAACAAAACUCAAAUGGCUAUAAAAUUCUCAGAUUUUACGCAAGAAGCACAAAAAUCACAAAAUGCAGACAUAAUCGCCUAUAUUUUCAGGAUCAAUAGCAAUAUUUAACAUAUAAGCUUUUACCCGAAAUGCUGACUUAAUUUUUUUUAAUUUAGUGCAAUUUUGACAAGUUUUCAACAGCUAAUAAAUCACUCACUUUUCAUAUCAGAAAAUUAAUACUUGAGGUAAGCAUGCAGAGCAAAAAAAGCUAAAUUUGCAUUUUUCUAUAUACAAUCACAACUUAUUUAGGUUGAAUUCCAAUGUUACUAUUGCCUUAUCUUACCUUAUUUGAAUGUAAAGCUACGCUUUUGUGUAUGGAUACAAAAUCCAACAUAGCGGCCAUCACAAAACAGAGCUUUUUAAGUUGAAAAUUCUUGUAAAUUAAUGUGUAAAUCUCAGAAUUUCUGUAGAUAUGAACAGAAAACAAUCCAGAUUCUGUGUUAGAAGCAAAAAAACGGGCAGUGAUCGUAGGCUAAUAGGCAUAGGCUAAUUUUCUCCAUUCAUUUCAAUUGAAAUUUUUCACAACGUUUCAAAGUGCAUGCAGGGUGCUAUUUUGUAUAAUAAUUACCUUGAAUCCUUGACCAAAUCACUCUUGAAACACUCCUGUCUGCUUGUAUGUACUAAAACUUUCGUCCCAUUUCCACAUAAAUCCGGCGUUUGAAUGUAGCCUGUGUUUGAGUUAAUCGCAGUGAAAGCUUUCACGACGCUCUGCCUGGCCCGGCACCGUAUGGGAAGCCGUGGUGCAAUGUCUGUAGGAACUGUCUCGUCAACUGAUAGUGAAGUAUAUGCUUAUGGUCUAGUUAUCAAGUGAGGUAGAAUGGAGCGGUAGAUCGAUUGGUGUAGUCUUUGUAGUGAUGUUAACUUUAGUCUGUCACGGCGAAGGAGCUGAGCCCAAAGUUUAAAUUUUCUCUCUCAAUCAUGGUUGUGAUCGAAAGAACAAGGUCACGGACACAAGUGACGCAAAAGAGCAACAUGAAACUCUUUGAUCAAGAAUGGUCUCUGUGUGGAGUCCGAUAAAGUAACUCUAGAAUCUGGUUAGGAUAGUCUUGAUCCUCCUGGAUGACUCCCAAGGCCUUCAGGAUAUCAAAACCAGUAAUAUUAGGCACUUUACCUGGAGCCUGCAUUAGCGCCUUUAAGACCAUUAGGAUCUAUGGGACCCUCCUUCCAAUUCUUCAGUAACCCUAAGUGAGGAAGUUCGGGCCUCAUCGCAUAUGGACUUGUUGGAAACAAAUAAGACCAACGGGGCUGGUAUGCACUGUUUGGACUUCGCGUUCUUUCUUGCUUUGUGUCUGACGCUGACAAAGCAAAGUGUGUUGAUAACACCGUUGCUCAUGGCCACACACUCCAUGAUGUAAAACACCACCAGAGCGUUCCUGUCCCUGGAGAUGACUGUUGGGUAGAAAUCCCUGAGCAGGGAGAAUCCGUAAUAAGGGGUCCAGCAAAGAAUGUAGGCCAGCAGGACCAGCAUCAGAACCAGUACCGUCCUUCUACGCUUUCGGAGACGCUUGCGGAUCUGCAAAGUCUGGAAACCGGGAACCUUCUUGAACCAAAGUUCCUUGGAUAUGCGGGCGUAGCAUACCGCCAUCACCAACACCGGGACCAAGAACUCCAGAGCCAAGACAAGUAGGAAGUAGGAUCGGUAGAGGACACGCUGGUCUACGGGCCAGAUCUGAGCGCAGAAGGUCUUGGGAGGGCCACUCUGCCCAUGGGGGUACUCGGUCUCUGAAGACAUAGUGGCCGACGGGAUGGAGAUCACGGCUGGGACCCCCCACACAGCGAUAAGCACAAUGUACCACAUAUGGGACGGCAAGCCAGGACCCAGCGGGUGCACGAUCGCAGCGUACCUCAACACACAAUACAUCAACACAACAAUUUAUAUUUCGGUUGCUUCUCCACUUCUAGGUAGUUCUAAUCAGCCAUUUCUUGUUCUACUGACCUGUCUACGGCGAUGGCGAGUAGCGCGUUGGUGGACACAUGUAAGGACAGUGUCCUCAGGUAGUUGACGACGGCGCAGGCUACCAAUCCGUGACGCCACGACAGCCGACUGAUCACGUAGUAGUCGAGCAGCAGAGGGCAACAAAUGGCUGCUACCAGAGUGUCAGACACCGCCAGGUUAGCCAUCAGGAGGUCGGUCAGGCCGCGACGCCUCCCGUCACGAAGCAAACUGAUGAUGAAGGCGCAGUUUCCCGCCCCGCACACAGCCAUGAUAGUAACGAGAGACAUCGCGAUUACAACGCUAGCCACUAGGAAGGCGGGGCCACGGGUCGCAUCUGGGAUUUCCUCUGGAGACACUUCGUAGUCCACUGAGUUGUAGUCAGCAGAGUCGGAGAGUAGAUACUGGCUGCUGUUGUUCAUCUCGAUUAACUGGGUGGGAAAAAAAGUAUUAAGAGUCAAGAAAAUCAAUGAAAGAGUGCAACCUUGACACUUAAUCGAUAAAAAAAAAUUGUAAGAGACAAUCUAAAAAAAUCCAGAAAUCACAGUGUAUGUUUUUUAUUUAACUAUUUAUAUUAUACUGCUUCAACUAAGGAUUUGAUCACCAUAGAAAAUCAAUGUCAAUAUUUGGUACAGUUGCCUUUGUUUACAAUUACAGAGAUCAAAUGUUUCCUGUAACCUUUUACCAGGUUUGCACAGACGGCAGCAGAGAUUUUGCACCACUGCUCCACAUAGAUCUUCUCUAGGUUAAUCAGGUUUCUCGACUGUCAGUGAGAAACACGGAUUUUGAGCUUCGGCCAAAGAUUUUCUAUUGCGUUUUGAUCUGGAGACUAGCUAGGCCCCUCCAGAACCUUAAUAUGCUUUUUAUGAAGCUACUCCUUGGGUAUUCUGGCUGUCUACUUCUAGCCAUUGCCAGGUUGGAAGACCUAGCCAUGAUCUAUUUUCAAUGCUCUAACUGAGGGAAGGAGGUUAUUCCCCAAAAUCUCACAACACUUGGCCUUGGUCAUCCUCACCUUCGGUCGUCCAGUCACAUUGGCAGAAAAACACAUGACGCUACCACCCCAAUGCUUCACAGUAGGGUUGUUCUUCUUCAAACACUAUGAGUGGAAUUAAGUUCAAUUUUGAUCUCAUGACCACAUGACUUUCUCCCAUGACUCCAAUGUAUCAUCCAAAUGGUCAUUGGCAAACUUAAAACAGGCCUGGACAUGUACUGGUCUAAGCAGGGGAACCUUCUGUGCCAUGCAUGAUUUUAAACCCAUGAAGACUUUGUGUAUUACCAACCGUAACCUUGGAAAUAGUGGUUGAGCAGCUCCUCCUUUGUAGUUCUUGGCUAAUUCUUCACCAUUCUUAGGAUAAUUGAGACCCUACGAGGUAGAUCUUGCAUGGAGCCCCAGUCCGAGGGAGAUUGAUAGUCAUGUUUGGCUGUCUUCCAUUUUCUAGUAAUUGCUCCAGCGGUGGAUAUUAUAUCACCAAGCUACUUGCCAAUUGCCCUGUAACUCUUUUGUGCCUGUAGAGGCCUACAAUUCUUGUCUCUGGUGACUUGGACAGCUGUUUGGUCUUGACCAUGUUAGUAAUUGGAGUCUUCCUGAUUGUAUGGGGCGGAAAGGACUUUAUAUGCAGUUAACUGCCCCAAACAUGUCAAAAAGUCACUAAAAAAGUAUCUCCACUUAUUUAGGAGAAUAAGUGGAGUGGAGGUGGACUUUUUAAAGGCGACUAACAGGUCUUUGAGGCUCACAAUUGUAGCUAAUAAUAGACAGGUGUUCAAAUACUUAUUUGCAGCAGUAUAAGGCGGGAAACACAGCCAAGACUGAAAAAGCAGUUUCUGCUCUUGCACUCCUCUUUAAAAGAAACUGCUGUAUUUUAGGCCAAAACAACUGUUGUGUUUGAUAGAACAAUAUGUCUAUAUGCUGCCAUAGCAUGGAAAACUAAGCCUCCGAACUAUUUUUAAUUUGUCCGUUUUACCCUGAAAACCCCCGUUUACAGACGUCGCACAACCGCUUUUGUUUCAACCCAGCCAAUAAAACAAAGGUAAUUAAUUAUAUUUAUUAUUCAAAAUGUCUGUCGUUUUUAGCUUAGAAUCAUUCAUUGAUGUCUCAUGUUUCGUUUAAAAAAAAAAACGACUUUAAAAAAUUAUUUACUUUCAUAUUUUAAACUUUUCAACAAAUGUCACAAUGAAAAAAAUGGCGUCUGUAAAAAAGUCACGGAUAUCUACCUCAUAACUAAACUUAACUGUAUUUUUUUUGUUAUUGUCGCAUUUUCUCCGAUAUGUUAGAUGAUAAAUUGAUCCAAACAAAAAGAAAGUUUAAAAGGGUAAAUAUAUGAAAAAGAAAAUCUUGACCACUCCUUGAUGUCUGCGAUUUCUGCAUCGCGACCCUUGUUAUAUGACCAUGUUUCACCCAUAAAAUCCCCCAAAAAUCCAGCUGUGGCCAUUCACAGCUGUGUCUUGACACUCAGUGCAUGCUACAUGAAGUUUUUGGAUCGAAACAAAGUAGGUACGCGAUAAUAUCUCGUUAAAGUCAUGGCGUCUGUAAUUCUGUUCUCGCGUGCUCUCAGCUCCAGAUAGGGUUUUGCUGUUUAAAAUGUAUUUAUUUUUUUUCUUUAAAUGCCCUGCUGCACAAAAAUUUUCUUCCCCCAGAAAAUUGAGAUUUUAAGCUUUCCAAUGAUGUAUCACACAUGCAUAUCGGACAAUUUUGAAAGUUGGCUACAUUGGUGGUCUCAGAGCGGAACUUCAAGUCACCUGUUUUCCGCCAUAAUAAAAAUAAAUUGUUUAAAAAAGUCAUACACUGUGAUUUCUGGAUUUUUAAAAAUUGUCUCUCACAGUGGACAAGCACCUACCAUGAAAGUUUCAAACCCACCCAUCAUUUCGAAGUGGGAGAACUUGCAAAAUUGCAGGGUUUUCACAUUUUUCAAAUCCUCACUUUAAAUGACUUCGAAAAAUUGACCUGACACAAAUUUGACCAUUCAAUUGACAUGAAAUUGUCAAUUCUUCAAGACCUACACAUGAAAAAGGAAAGAGAAGGAUGAACAUUUUGGUUUACCAACCAUUUUGGGUCGAACUCUGGGCAUUGUACCUGACAAAUGCUAACCAGGGAAUUUGUCCAAUUUUUGGCACAUCAGGAGACGGUAGGAAGUUUAUAAAUGAUUGACAAGAAGUAAAAAGUGUCCAGAUGGGACGUGGCGAGAACUGUUGUGAACGAUUUGACUUCAUUUUCACGUUUGUGCAGAUAGUCGCUCAGUGGCGGCUUGCUUGUUCUCAUGCACUUGACACUUUUGCCGCACAUUUGUGGAAUUUCUCAUGUGCGCUGUGACGUCACUGCACUGCUUUUAUCACCACACGCACGUGCAGAAAGUAGUGAAAGUACAAAUACUGUACUGCUAAUUUGUCUUUAUGUAACUGAGUAGUUUUUAUUCUCAGAAAUAUGGAACAUAAUUUUUCUUCCAUCUGAUUAGAGUUGCAACAAUCGAUUAGCGAAAUAAUCGAUAACUCUUUUGAUAACCGAUUAAUCGUUCAGGACCUUUUUCACCUUAAACAUGUCUAUGGCGGAAAAAACUCAGGUGACUUGAAUUUCUGCUCUGAGACCCCCAAUUUGGCCAAAUUUCAAAAUUGUUCGAUAUGCACGUAUUGGAAAGCUUAAAAUCUCAAUUUUCUGGGGAAAGAAAUUUUUUG
This is a messenger RNA of Corythoichthys intestinalis (scribbled pipefish), 8576 nucleotides long. It is a transcript of the gene aplf, whose product is annotated as aprataxin and PNKP like factor. Lineage: Eukaryota; Metazoa; Chordata; Actinopteri; Syngnathiformes; Syngnathidae. Gene Ontology annotation, biological process: double-strand break repair. The coding region runs from base 181 to 1497 and encodes 438 amino acids. Gene Ontology annotation, molecular function: DNA-(apurinic or apyrimidinic site) endonuclease activity; protein binding; 3'-5' exonuclease activity. The transcript is spliced from 11 exons. Gene Ontology annotation, cellular component: nucleus; site of double-strand break. The record is from RefSeq and is a predicted model, not a curated record.